Penicillium longicatenatum is the source of this 3246-nucleotide messenger RNA. RefSeq names its product alpha,alpha-trehalase treA (gene treA). Gene Ontology annotation, cellular component: fungal-type cell wall. The record is from RefSeq and is a predicted model, not a curated record. Gene Ontology annotation, biological process: trehalose catabolic process. The coding region runs from base 1 to 3246 and encodes 1081 amino acids. Gene Ontology annotation, molecular function: carbohydrate binding; alpha,alpha-trehalase activity. The transcript is spliced from 3 exons. Lineage: Eukaryota; Fungi; Ascomycota; Eurotiomycetes; Eurotiales; Aspergillaceae.
AUGCAGUUCAAGCCCUCCGUAUGGGCAGUGCUCCCACUGCUCUUGAAUCUUGGUUCUCCAGUACAAGCAGCUUGCUCAGGUUCUGCCACAAAUCGCGUUGCGAAAUCUAUGCAAAGGUAUAUGGGAUCUGGCGUUGGGAAUUUCAGCAACAAUGUCUACCAAACCGAUUUCGACGGUGUGACCUGGGACGAGGAUAACUGGAUACUGUCGACCACGAAUCUGGAGCAAGGUCAAUUCCAAACCCGAGGCUCUAUCGCGAACGGAUACCUAGGCAUCAACGUUGCCAGUGCUGGACCAUUCUUCGAGGUCGACUCAAUGGAAGAUGGAGGUGAUGGCAUUAGCGGCUGGCCUCUUUUCUCGCGCCGACAGUCAUUUGCGACAAUCGGUGGAUUUUUUGAUGCUCAGGAAAGUACGAAUGGGUCUAAUUACCCGUGGCUGUCCCAGUAUGGCUUGGAUAGUGUGAUCAGCGGGGUUCCCCACUGGAGUGGCUUGAUUUUGGAUCUCGGUGAUGGCACUUACUUGGAUGCGACUGUCGACAACACUACCAUUUCCAACUUCCGCACCACAUAUGACUUCCAAGCUGGUGUUUUGGUCUGGAAGUACACUUGGACUCCCCAGGGCGCGAGUGGCUCUUUCGACAUCACUUAUCGCCUUUUCGCCAAUAAGCUUUGGAUCAACCAGGCAGUGGUCGAUAUGCAGAUUGUAUCGAGCGUUGAUGCCAAUGCCACUGUUGUGAACGUUAUAGAUGGAGCGUCUGCUGUGCGAACUGAUUUCGUCAAAUCUGGUGAAGACGAUGGCGCCAUCUACUCUGCAGUGCGUCCGAAUGGAGUUGCAAAUGUGACAGCCUACAUCUACGCAAACAUAACAGGUCCAGGCUUGGACUUGUCUUCGAGCAAGGUUGUCACUGGAAAGCCAUAUGUUAGCACAAAUGACUCGUCGAUUGCCCAGUCUGUCAGUGUUAGCCUCAAAGCCGGCAAGACAGCCCGUAUCACCAAGUUUGUUGGUGGCGCAUCUUCAGAUGCCUUUGAAGACCCCCAACAAGUAGCCAAAAAUGCUUCUUCUACCGCCCUGCGCAAUGGGUAUCUCAAGUCCCUUCGCUCCCAUGUGACUGAGUGGGCAAAUGUCAUGCCUGACGAUUCAGUCGAUCGCUAUACAUUCCCCAACGGUACCUUGCCUAACGAUACCCUCAUCAUCGAUUCUGCUGUGAUCGCUGUUGCAAACACAUACUACCUUCUUCAAAACACUGUUGGCACCAAUGCAAUCAACUCCUCGUCAUCAACCUCCCUGAAUACUAAUAGUAUCUCGGUCGGUGGUUUGACUUCUGAUUCUUACGCUGGACAAAUAUUCUGGGAUGCCGAUCUCUGGAUGCAGCCGGGCCUUUCGGCAUCUCAUCCUGAGUCCGCUCAAGGCAUCACAAACUACCGUGUGAAGUUGUACGACCAGGCCAAAGAGAACAUUAAAACUUCAUACGCUGGUUCCCAGAAUCAGACCCAGUUUUCCUCGUCCGCGGCUAUCUAUCCCUGGACUAGUGGACGUUAUGGUAAUUGCACCGCCACUGGACCCUGUUGGGACUACGAAUAUCACUUGAAUGGCGACAUUGGCAUGUCUUUCGUCAAUCAGUGGGUCACUACUGGGGACACUCAAUUUUUCAAGGAGAAUCUGUACCCGAUUUACGACUCCGUUGCCACGCUAUACACGGACCUCCUGCAGCGAAAUGGAUCUUCCUGGACUGUCACUAACAUGACGGAUCCUGAUGAGUAUGCGAACAUGGUUGAUGCGGGUGGUUUCACCAUGCCACUUAUUGCCAAGACGCUCACAAAUGCAAAUGCUUUCCGUCAGCAGUUUGGCCUCGAGGAAAACUCGACAUGGGACGAGAUGGCUGAAAAUGUCUUGGUCAUUCGCGAAAACGGAGUGACCCUCGAGUUUACAACUAUGAACGGAAGUGCCGUCGUCAAACAAGCUGAUGUGGUUCUCAACACAUAUCCAUUAGACUACACGUCCAACUACACCACACAAGACUCUUUGAAUGACCUAGACUACUAUGCAGCCAAGCAGUCAUCCGAUGGCCCCGCAAUGACCUGGGCCAUCUUCUCCAUUGUGGCUAAUGACAUGUCUCCGUCUGGCUGCUCAGCUUACACCUAUGCUCAAUAUGCGUUUAAGCCUUAUGCCCGGGCUCCAUUUUACCAGAUGUCAGAGCAGUUGAUCGACAAUUCUACCACAAACGGCGGUACUCACCCCGCAUUCCCGUUCCUCACUGGCCAUGGCGGAUCUAACCAGGUGGUCUUGUUCGGUUACCUGGGACUGCGCCUUUUGCCCGAUGAUAUCCUUCACAUUGACCCGAGCCUGCCAAUUCAAAUUCCCUACCUAAAGUACCGAACAUUCUACUGGCGCGGAUGGCCCAUUUCCGCUUGGUCAAACUAUACCCACACCACCAUCAGCCGUGCAUGCAGUGCCCCCCUCAGUACUGCGGACCAGCGGUUCGCAAACAAGCCGAUCACCAUCAGUGCAGGCUCCGAGUCAAACUCAACAAGCUACCGACUACCAGUGGUAGGUUCCGUGGUUGUCCCGAAUCGUCAGGUCGCGUCCACCAACACCGUCGCCGGAAACAUUGCGCAAUGCAAGCCUGUGGAUUCCCUCGAUUCAUACGAACCAGGCCAAUUCCCUAUCUCGGCAAUUGACGGAGCCGCAUCGACAAAAUGGCAGCCAUCCCUAGCAGCGAAUUGGAGUUCCAUCACAGUCUCUCUAGGCGCGGAAGAAGGGUCAAUGGUAACCGGCUUCUAUUUCGAUUGGGCACAAGCACCUCCCGUCAACGCGACCGUGAUCUUCCACGACAAGAGCAUUGAUGGUACAUUGACUUCCUAUUACCCAUCCAGUGAAAACAUACACUACACAGUCGUGACGACACUCAACGGCAUCGAACUUUCCGAUCCCUAUGAUGCGAAGACCACCAACCUCGAUGCCAUUGCUAUUCCCACGGGAAACACGACCAACAUCACACUCUCUUCUCCAAUCCCAGCUGCGCAAUAUGCAUCGCUUCUCAUUAAGGGAAAUCAAGGUCUUGAUGCUGUUGAUGUGCAGUACAGCAAUGGAACCGGCGCGACGGUUGCCGAGUGGGCUAUCCUCGGCCCGAAUAAUCAGACUUCGCCUGCCUCGAACGAAAAGAGGCAACUGGGGGUGAAGGCGGCGAAAUUUUCUGACCCGGGAUCUAUGAUGCGCCGUCGUCGCGAGUUUUUGGCUCCGCACUAG